Molecule: messenger RNA, 2163 nt
Organism: Sphenostylis stenocarpa
Lineage: Eukaryota; Viridiplantae; Streptophyta; Magnoliopsida; Fabales; Fabaceae
Source: the annotation of a GenBank genome assembly
AUGGCAGAAGAGAAAAGUGUGGAGAUUCCAAGAGUCAAGCUUGGAACUCAAGGUCUUGAGGUUUCCAAGUUGGGGUUGGGGUGUAUGAACCUUAGUGGAGCCUAUACUGAUUCUGUUCCUGAUGAUGAAGGCAUAUCUCUUAUUAAGCAUGCAUUCACUCAGGGAAUUACUUUCUUUGACACUGCUGAUAUUUAUGGGGCCAACGCUAACGAAGUUUUGAUCGGAAAAGCUCUAAAACAGUUACCUAGAGAAAAGAUCCAACUAGCGACCAAAUUUGGCAUUGCAGCAAGGAAUUUUCCUAAUCCACAAGUCAAAGGUACACCAGAGUACGUGCGAUCGUCUUGUGAAGCUAGCUUGAAACGUCUUGACGUUGAGUACAUUGAUCUCUAUUAUCAGCACAGGGUCGACCAAACAGUACCUAUAGAGGAAACAGUUGGAGAACUGAAAAAGCUGGUGGAAGAGGGAAAAGUGAGGUAUAUAGGGUUAUCUGAAGCAAGUGCAGAUACUAUAAGAAGAGCACACGCUGUUCAUCCCAUCACAGCUUUGCAAAUAGAGUGGUCCCUAUGGACCCGUGACAUUGAGGAGGAGAUUGUUCCUCUCUGUAGGGAGCUUGGCAUUGGCAUUGUACCAUACAGCCCUCUGGGCAGGGGCUUUUUUGGUGGCAAAGGAGUUCUGGAAAGCAUGCCUGUGAAUAACGCCAUGACUUCAUAUCAUCCUCGCUUCAAACCAGAGAACAUGGGAAAGAACAAGUUAAUAUAUAACCGAAUAGAAAGCCUUGCUAAGAAACACCACUGCACUCCUCCGCAACUUGCAUUAGCAUGGGUACUCCACCAAGGCAAUGAUGUGGUUCCCAUUCCUGGAACAACAAGGAUUAAGAACCUGGAUCAAAACAUCGAUGCAGUAUCACUGAAAUUUACAGAAAGUGAGUUGAGAGAAAUUUCUGAGGCAGUUCCCAUAGAUGAGGUAGCAGGGUCUCGAUACUUCUUUGAAAAUGAUAAAGAUUCUUGGAAAUUUGCCAACACACCUCCAAUAGAUCCGAGGCCCAACUCAGAGAAGAAGACAGUGCCAUCAUCAACCAGCUACCAUACCAGAAUGGAUCAAGUGCAACGCAUUCAACAAGUUAAACUUGGCUCCCAAGGCCUUCAGGUUUCAAAACUGGGAUUCGGAUGCAUGGGCCUUACUGGAGCGUACAAUGAGCCUCUCCCAGAAGAGGAUGGCAUUUCUAUUAUCAAGCACGCGUUCAGUCAGGGAAUAACCUUUUUUGACACAGCUGAUUUUUAUGGAGCUAAUGCUAAUGAAAUUUUGGUUGGAAAGGCUUUGAAGCAGCUACCCAGAGAAAAGGUCCAGAUAGCCACGAAAUUUGGUAUUGCGGGAAGGGUCUAUUCUAAUGUUCAGAUAAAGGGUUCUCCUGAAUAUGUGCGUUCAUGCUGUGAAGGUAGCUUGAAGCGCCUUGAUGUUGAAUACAUUGAUCUCUACUAUCAGCAUAGAGUGGACCAGUCUGUACCUAUAGAGGAAACAGUGGCUGAACUUAAGAAGCUAGUGGAAGAGGGUAAAGUGAAGUAUAUUGGGUUAUCUGAAGCCAGUCCCGAUACUAUUAGAAGAGCACACGCAGUUCAUCCCAUCACAGCUGUGCAAAUAGAGUGGUCUCUGUGGACUCGUGACAUUGAGGAACAGAUAGUCCCUCUCUGCAGGGAACUUGGUAUUGGAAUUGUACCAUAUAGUCCUCUGGGUCGUGGUUUUUUUGGGGGAAAAGUAGUCCUGGAAGAUGUGCCUGCAGAUAGCAGCCUGAAAGCAUUUCCACGCUUCCAAGCCGAGAACCUGGACAAGAACAAGAAUAUAUACGAACGAAUCGAACGCCUUGCAAAGAAGCAUCAGGCCACUCCUGCUCAGUUGGCAUUAGCAUGGGUUCUACAUCAAGGAGAGGAUGUUAUACCUAUCCCUGGAACUACAAAGAUAAAAAAUCUGGAUCAAAACCUAGGAGCCUUAGCAUUGAAAGUGUCAGAGAAGGACGUGAGAGAAAUUUCUGAGGCGGUUCCCAUUGGUGAUGUAGCAGGUAAUAGACACUACAAUGGAGCGGAUAACUUUUCCUGGGAGUUUGCUGACACACCUCCAAAAGAUUCAAGAGUCUCCACUGACGCACUCAACACCACCAAAGCAUGCUGA